Periophthalmus magnuspinnatus is the source of this 3287-nucleotide messenger RNA. It is a transcript of the gene gc2, whose product is annotated as guanylyl cyclase 2. NCBI's taxonomy places the organism in Eukaryota, Metazoa, Chordata, Actinopteri, Gobiiformes, Gobiidae. Bases 15 to 3287 code for a protein of 1090 amino acids. The record is from RefSeq and is a predicted model, not a curated record. Gene Ontology annotation, molecular function: ATP binding; protein kinase activity; guanylate cyclase activity. Gene Ontology annotation, biological process: protein phosphorylation; cGMP biosynthetic process; receptor guanylyl cyclase signaling pathway. The transcript has 23 exons.
UCUGGGACACAGAGAUGCGCCCCCUGCUGGUCCUGGCCCUGCUUGGCUCUGUGCUCUGGCUGCCCCGUCCUGUAGAGGGCUUGCGGUUCCGGGUGGGCGUGGUCGGACCGUGGGGCUGUGACCCGCUGUUCGGCAAAGCUCUACCUCAUGUGGCCGCCCAGCUCGCCAUCAACCGCAUCAACAAAGACUCCGCCCUCUCCUUCGCACACACCUUUGAGUUCACCGUCCUGCAGGAGCCGUGUGAAUCUUCUCGAGGUCUGCAGGAGUUUCUGUCGUUUCACACUAAAGCGUCGGCGUUCGUUGGACCCGUCAACCCCGGGUUCUGCGACGCCGCCUCCAUGAUCAGCAAAGGAUGGAACAAGGCGCUGUUCCCGUGGGGCUGCGUGGGGGAGGACCUGGACGACCCCCGGAGCCACCCCACCUUCGCCCGCUCCAUGCCCCGCCCGACGUGGGUGCUCCUGAGGGUGCUGUCCUACUUCAGAUGGGCCCACGUCGCCAUAUUGUCCUCGUCUGAAGACGUCUGGAUCGAGACCGCCACAAAGGCUGCAGACUCCCUGAGGGGCCAUGGUCUCCCCGUCAGACUGGUCAGUUUUAUGGAGAACACGCCUCACAGCAUCAGGAGAACUCUGGGAAAAUUAAGGAAGAGGAGCGAGAUCCGAGUGGUGCUCCUCUGCAUGCACUCGGCUCUUCUCGGCGGUGACCUCCAGCGGCGCGUUCUGGAAACGGCCUACGACCUCCAGAUGAUCGACGGCUCCGUGGUCUUCAUUCCCUACGACACUUUACUGUACAGCCUGCCGUACCAGAACGUCUCCUACCCGGCGCUGAAGAAAAACGCCAAACUCAUGCGGGCCUAUGACGCCGUGCUCACCAUCACCAUAGACUCGCCUCAUCAGUCCUUUUACCAAGCCUACAGCGUCGCCAUGGAGACGGGGGAGGUGGCCAAGACGCUCGCUCCGCACCAGGUGUCCCCUCUCUUCGGGACCAUCUACACCUCCGUGCUGCUGGUGGCCCACGCACUGCACAAACUCAGGGCUAAAGGACAGUGGAUGUCCGGGGGGAACCUGGCCCAGCAAACGGCCAACCUGCACUUUCAGGGCUUCAGUUUCCCCAUUAAAACCGAUGCCUCCGGAUCUGCUCUGACCGACUUCCUCAUCCUGGACUCGGACGGAGAGACCUGGGAGCUGCGGCCCACUCACAGGAUCGACCUGGAGGUCGGUUUGGUGCGUUUCCUGGGGUCAGAGAUCCACUUCCCUGGAGGCUGGGGACCACGAAAGGACGCGCCCUGCUGGUUCACCCCAGGAAUGCUGUGCUCUGGAGGUGUGGAUAUGUUUUCCACUCUGAUCGUGUUUCUUUGGGCUGUGGUGUCUUUUAUCUCGAUGAUGGUUCUGACCUACGGUUUGCGGCGGCGUGUUGUCCAGUUCCGAAUGGUUCGUGGUCGAGACAAAAUCCGCCUGACUUUGGAUGACGUCACUUUUAUUAACCCUUCACUGAGCAACAAAAAGUUGAGCCGUGACGAGAGCAAAGCCAGUGGCAUAAAGAGUGUUUCUAUUCUGAGCCACUCAGUAGAGUCAGCCCAGUCCCCAGCCACCUACGAGAACUCCAACGUGGUCAUUUUUGAGGGCGACUGGGCGUGGCUCAAGAGGCUUCCUGACGGCGCGUUCAAUCGCAUAAACCAGAAAACCAGUGAUGUGUUUGAACUGAUGAAGGACAUGCGUCAUGAGAACGUGAACCUGUUCCUCGGGUUCUUUCACGACUGUGGCGUCUUUGCCAUCGUCACAGAGUUCUGCUCCAGAGGGAGUCUGGAGGACCUGCUGCUCAACCAAGAUGUCAAACUGGACUGGAUGUUCAAGUCCUCCCUGCUCCUGGACCUCAUCAAGGGCAUGAAGUACCUGCACCACAGGGGGGUGGUCCACACACGGCUCAAGUCCAGGAACUGUGUGGUGGACGGGCGCUUCGUUCUGAAGGUCACAGACUUUGGAUACAACGAGGUCCUGGAGGCUCAGAAGUUUCCCUACAGCGAAGACAAUGUGGACGACUUGUUGUGGACGGCUCCUGAGAUCCUUCGUUCUUCUCAGCCUUGUCUUCAUGGGACUCAGUCUGGAGACGUGUUCAGUUUUGCGAUCAUCAUGCAGGAGGUGGUGGUCCGGGGCGCCCCCUACUGUAUGUUAGACCUGUCCUCCGCAGAGAUCGUGGAGAAGCUGCGGCGGCCCCCUCCUCUCUGUCGCCCCCUGGUGAGCCCCGACUACGCGCCCAUGGAGUGUAUCCAGCUCAUGAAGCAGUGCUGGACCGAGCAGCCGGACAAGAGACCCGACUUCGAGAAUAUCUUCGACCAGUUUAAGAACAUAAACAAAGGGAAGAAGACAAACAUCAUUGACUCCAUGCUGCGGAUGCUGGAGCAGUACUCGUCCAACCUGGAGGAGCUGAUCCGAGAGCGAACGGAGGAGCUGGAGAUCGAGAAGCAGAAGACUGAGAAGCUCCUGACGCAGAUGCUGCCUCCGUCUGUGGCGGAGGCUCUGAAGGUCGGAGGCACCGUAGUCCCAGAGUACUUCGAUAACGUGUCCCUGUACUUCAGCGACAUCGUGGGCUUCACCACCAUCUCAGCCAACAGCGAGCCCAUCGAGGUGGUCGACCUGCUCAACGACCUCUACACGCUGUUCGACGCCAUCAUCGGGAACCACGACGUCUACAAGGUGGAGACGAUCGGAGACGCGUACAUGGUGGCGUCCGGCGUGCCCGUCCCAAACGGAAACCGUCACGCGGCCGAGAUCGCCAACAUGUCCCUGGACAUCCUGAGCGCCGUGGGGUCGUUCAAGAUGAGGCACAUGCCCGACGUGCCCGUGAGGAUCCGCAUCGGGCUGCACACGGGCUCGUGCGUGGCGGGGGUGGUGGGGCUCACGAUGCCGCGGUACUGCCUGUUCGGAGACACGGUGACCACGGCGUCUCGGAUGGAGUCCACCGGGAUGCCGUACAGGAUCCACGUUCACCAGAGCACCGUCAGGGUCCUGGAGGAGCUCAGCCUCGGGUACAAACUGGUUCUGAGGGGACGCACGGAAGUCAGGGGCAAAGGCAUCGAGGAGACGUACUGGCUCACAGGAAGAACCGGCUUCACCAAACCUCUGCCCGUCCCCCCCGAGCUCAAGACAGGACGUGCCUGCAGCGUGGUCACUUCUCAGAGGAACAUGAAGCAUGUGUUUCACAAAGCGGUGAAGAUGAUCUCACACGUGCGAGUGGUGACGCAGCUGUACGGCCACGAGGAGGAGCCCAACGUCAUGAUGGCACAUCACUGA